AAGAAGUUGGCAAUGAUUUAAUAAUAAAAUAAAACUGGCGCCAUUAACUCAUAUGGGGUUAGGUUGAGUCCCUGUAUAUUUUUUAGUUUUUUUGUUGUGGGGAAGUUAGGGCAAUACAAUAUUUUCAGGGGAAGGCCACGCAGUGAACGUAUAAAAUGCUUUUUCCAGAUAUGCCAAAUUUUGGUUUUAGUUUGCUUGGAUUAGGUAAACACAAAUUUACUCUGAAAUGCUUACAGGGAGAAUUUUAAUGAGAGAAAAUGCCCUCAUCAGUGCGACCCAGAGGAGGAAGCGCAUCAAAUAGAGGUUUGCCUGUGACACCAAUGUCUGAACGGCAACAACUUGCUUUAUUAAUGCAAAUGACGUCUACUGGAAAUGAAGCAGGAUCAAGAAGUCCCAGCAGUACCAACUCUUCUCGUUCUAGAGAGCGUAAUGAAAGAGGUGAAACUCCAUUGCAUUUAGCUGCUAUUAAAGGCGAUGUAGAACAAGUCUGUAGGUUACUGGCACAUCAUGCCGAUCCUAAUGUAGCUGAUUUUGCUGGUUGGACCCCAUUGCACGAGGCUUGCAACCAUGGUUGGUAUGACAUAGCAUUCAGGCUUGUACAGUCUGGGGCAGACGUGAAUGCAAAAGGUUUAGAUAACGAAACGCCUUUACACGACGCUGUUAUAAACGGCCACAUUAAGCUGGUAAAGCUUUUGGUGGAACGUGGUGCAGAUAUACACGCGAAAAAUGCUAAAGGAAAAACGCCGCUAGAUGUAGCUUCCGUUGUUGUGCAGCCCUACCUGCUGAAUCCAAAUUUGCCCUUUGCAGAAUCUACGACUACAUCAAGAUUGCAACCUCGUUCAAGGGAUGACAAAAAACUUACCGACUCUAGCAAGCAAAAAUCAGUUUCCACAGAUGAAACAAUGGAAAGUUCCAAGACACCCACCAAUUCGGAGGACGUGUACGAAUUCAAAUCAGUGAAGGAAUCGGACUCUUCGCCUGAACAGAAGGCUUCGGAAUUGGAACUCGAAGCGGACGCUACCGAUCCGCUGAGUAUACCGACCACGACGGCCGAAGAGACGACCAAAAGGAAUUUUGCCGAAGUUGCGGACAACUCCGAGGACGGAGGAAACGAUGACGAGUCGAAGAGAAAGAAGCGAAAAGACGAGGGAACAACAAAGGAAGGCAAAACGACCACUCCAAGAAAUGCAGGACCUAACAAGGGACAAAACAGCAAGCAAACUGUCACUGGACAAGGCAAAGCGGCAACAUUAAACGCUGCCAAAACAACGACUGUCGAAAAGAAAAGUCCCUGCUCUAGUCCAAAACCAACUGGUUCAACUAGCGAUGCAGAGGUAGAAGACGGUAAAACCGAUUUGAAAGUGCCUCCUCUAAAAAUCGUAAUUCCCCAAAGUAGCAGCAGCGAACAGGAGCCGACCAGCAGGAACGGCAAAAACAGUUCACAGAGGGCGCAUCAAGCCUUGCCAUACGUCGUUGCCAGUUCGAAUAGCAACGACGCGAACGAUAUGGCAACGGCGGGCAGUCCAGACGGAGCUGGCAGCUCCAAAGGAGAGGAGAAGAAAGAAGGUGGAGGAAAGGGGGAUGACGAGAGAGGUAGCCAUCAGCGGGUUCUACGUAGUUCACACCGUAGUGGAGCACAAGGUACCGAUAGAGGCAGCAAUAAUUCCUCACCGCAAUUGCAAAGAUCACACUCGCCGUCACCUACGGCUUCUCCGGCCGCCUCCUCUAACCAAACCGAUGCACCGGCCGCCUCUACGAGCACUUCGACCAAUACUACGGCUAAAACUUCUGAUUCGCAGGCAACUCAAAAUAAUGACGUUGAAACUGCGACCGCUUCACCGGCCACUAGUGCCCCUGUAACAACGGCAGCUCCUGUAGAGUUGCAUCCUCGAAAAAGAAAAAUGAAGCCGAACAAGGAACCUGUUGCGCCCGCACCCGAAGUUGCCGAAGCCCCUGCUGAAGCGCAAAUACACCCGCACGAUCAACCGAUCACCAACUGUUAUCAGUUGUUUUUAAAUAUUAGAAAACAGAUAAACAAACGUCGCCGUGGAAUUUAUCCCGUGCAACCAAAACCUCCACAGGGAUUUAAGGAUUAUUUGAUGAAUAGGUGCACCUAUGUUUUAGGUGGUACUGCACCAAACACUCCAAAUAUUUCAUAUCCCUCCACUUUACCAGCGCCCAUGAAAGAUUUAUUUACAGAACAGGAGAAGGAGAGGUACAGACUGAGAAUGCAACAUGUCAUUGAAAAAGAAAAACUGGUUCUUUCAGUUGAACAAGAAAUUUUAAGAGUACACGGCAGAGCAGCCAGAGCCUUGGCCAAUCAAUCGCUGCCGUUUUCAGUGUGUACAAUACUUAAAGACGAAGAGGUUUAUAAUUUAAUAACGCCAGAACAAGAAGAAAAAGACAGAAAUGCUCGGUCUAGAUAUAAUGGUCGUCUUUUCCUGAGCUGGUUGCAAGACGUGGAUGACAAAUGGGAAAAAAUCAAAGAACAUAUGCUGUUAAGGCAUCAUAAUGAAGCAGAAUCGUUGCAUGCCGUUCAAAAAAUGGACUGGGAAUGGAAGAUGAAGGAGCUGAGUUUGUGCGACAGAAAAUCCACUCCUUCGAUUGAUGAACAUCAUGUACCCAUGGUGCAUGUCAGUGAUGACUUUGAUCUCCUACCAGCCUAAUUGUGAUUUAACAUAGUUUUUUUAAGUGGUAAACUGAUUAUUGUUAAUGUGUAUACUGUAUACUUAUGCAUUUUAUAAUAUAAGAAAUAAAUUUUAACAAGAA
Messenger RNA from Brassicogethes aeneus, 2769 nucleotides. NCBI's taxonomy places the organism in Eukaryota, Metazoa, Arthropoda, Insecta, Coleoptera, Nitidulidae. The record is from the annotation of a GenBank genome assembly.